GCAGCCGGGCCUAGCCAAUGGCUGCGCAGCGGCUUCACACAUGCGCAGUGAUAUCGUCUGGUCGUGCGGAGCCUCGGGCCUGUGAAGAUUCCAACAAUGUGGACAGCUGACGAAAUUGCCAGUCUUUGUUAUAAACACUAUUCUACCAAACUACCAAAGACAGGUCUGCCAGACCCCAAACGGGAAUGGACAUUACUUGCAGCUGUGGUAAAAGUUGAAGAAAAACCCAGUGCAAAAUCAUGUUGUAAUAACGAGAGAAAUGUUGUAACCCUGGAAGUUGUUGCAAUGGGAACAGGAUCAAAGUGCAUUGGACAAACGAAAAUGAGCAAAAAUGGUGAUGUAGUUAAUGACAGCCAUGCUGAGGUGACUGCAAGACGUGGGUUCCUUAGGUAUUUAUAUUAUCAAUUGAAAGAGGCGUUUGAAGAGAGAAAUAGCAUCUUGGUUGCAGGAAAAUGCAAAGGAAAAUGGCAAAUUAAGUCAGGAAUUUCCUUUGUGUUUUUCAUGAGUCACACUCCAUGUGGUGAUGCAUCCAUUAUCCCAAAGGCAGAAUGUGAGAUCAGACCUUCUCCAAACCUGAGAGCAAAGAAAAUUGGUGAACAGAGAAGUAUCACUGUUCAAGAUAAUGAAAAUACUAAAAAUACACAAUUUUUAAAUAUUGAAGAGCACACACUAGUCACAAAACGCAAGUGUGAUGGAAGUGCCAUGGAGGUUCCUGUUAAAAGAGUAAAAAGAAUUGAUGGAAGUGAAGACUGUACAUCUGGCUGUAGCAGUAUUCCUGAAAGAAAACCCAGUCAUCCGUCUGCAGAAGGAAGAAUUGAUGUCAGGAUAAACAAUAAUACAGCGCACGUAACGCAUACGAACAGCCUUGAGAAUGUAUCUCACAACAUGGCUGCAAUAGAUGCAGAUGAGACCAGACACAUGCAAAUCACUGUUUCAGACAUAUAUCGAACUGGAGCUAAAUGUGUACCAGGGGGUCUUCAAGAUCCCCUUGAACCUGGAAUUAAUUACCACUGCGUAGGAUCAUUGAGAGUGAAGCCAGGUAGAGGUGACAGGACAUUAUCAAUGUCCUGCAGUGAUAAACUUGCUCGUUGGAACAUCCUUGGCUGUCAAGGAGCACUGCUCAUGCAUUUCUUUGAGGAACCUGUGUAUUUCUCUUCUAUUGUAGUCGGACAGUGUCCAUAUAGUGAAAAGACAAUGAAGAGAGCUAUAUUGGAUAGAUGUCGCCACAUUACCUCACUUCCAAAAGACUUCAGAGUUCAAGAUGUAAUGCUACUCCAGUCACAGUUGGAGUUUGUGCAUGGUCGCCACUCAUUACAAAGCAGCUCUGUCCCCAAUAAAGAUAAAUUUGUACCUUGUGCUGCAGCAAUAAGUUGGUGUGCUGUUCCACAUCAGCCAUUGGAUGUCUGUGUAAAUGGCUUUAAACAAGGAGCAACAAAAAAGAUUCAUGGAACACCACAGGCAAGGUGUAAAAUUUGCAAGGCAGAGCUCUUCAAUGAAUUCAGAGACCUGCUGAACUAUCUUUCCGAAGAAGGCCGUCCAAUAUCCCUUCAAAAUAAAACAUUAAAAACCUACUGGGAAUUCAAGGAAGCUGCAACAAAUUAUCAGCAAGCGUGGAAUGAAAUACAGAAGCAGGCAUUUGUUACUUGGGUGCGAACCCCAAGGGACCUUAUGCGAUUUCAGUAGAGAUGCAGCAGCAAAAUAAUGUAGCAGAAAUAAUUAAAGUCAGUUCUGUCUGGAUGAUUAUACAUAGAUCUCAAUAGAUCCAAAUUUCUGAUUUUUUAACAAAAAAAUUGUCAGUUAACUUGAAAUGGAUUAAAUGUAUAUAGUAAAUAUUAUUUUUAGUUACUAGACUUUAAUGUUGCUAAACCUGGAUUUCUACAUCUGUCUGCACAGACUUGAGUAGUAACUGAAAUUUAUAAUAUAAUUAGAUGAGAUACACUCAGCAAGCAAAAAUGUAUUAAUUAAGUUUGAUGUAAAAUGGAGAAGCAUCAUCAUUUUUCUAACUGCCUGACCAUGACAUUUUUUCUAGUAUCAAAUUUAGGAAGGUUUUUCUUUGACAUGGCUAAUGUAUUCUACAGUUGUCUUUUACUCACUUCGAAUUC
Messenger RNA from Hemiscyllium ocellatum (epaulette shark), 2102 nucleotides. It is a transcript of the gene adat1, whose product is annotated as adenosine deaminase tRNA specific 1. The transcript has 10 exons. The record is from RefSeq and is a predicted model, not a curated record. Bases 97 to 1683 code for a protein of 528 amino acids. Gene Ontology annotation, biological process: RNA processing. NCBI's taxonomy places the organism in Eukaryota, Metazoa, Chordata, Chondrichthyes, Orectolobiformes, Hemiscylliidae. Gene Ontology annotation, molecular function: adenosine deaminase activity; RNA binding.